CUUGAGGGACUCCUUCCAGGGAGGCCUGAGCUGGAUGUCCUGAGAUGAAGAUCAUCACCGCGGUUCUGGUGUGCCUGCUGCUGGCCGGGGCGUGGCUACAGGACGUGAAUGCCAAGAGCAUGCAUGUGUCAUCCUCCAAUUGUUGUUUCACACCGGUGGCGAGAAGGAUGGCCCUGAGGAGAAUCCAGUGUUACAAGAACACCAGCUCCACCUGCUCCUACAAAAACCAUCUAAUAUUGAAGCUGAACAGAGGCCGAGAGGCCUGUGUCUCACAGACAAAAUCGUGGGUUCGGGAUUAUUUAAAAAGGAUAAACCCCUGCCGGUGAAAGGAAAUAUGAGCCGAUUCCUUUCCAUCCUGGGCUCUGGACACCGCGUGGCUUUACCUGUCCCCUCAACGCCCAACCCUACACCAGUCCUUCU
Molecule: messenger RNA, 420 nt
Organism: Physeter macrocephalus (sperm whale)
Lineage: Eukaryota; Metazoa; Chordata; Mammalia; Artiodactyla; Physeteridae
Gene: CCL1
Product: C-C motif chemokine ligand 1
Exons: 3
Coding region: 45-326 (93 amino acids)
Biological process (GO): immune response
Cellular component (GO): extracellular region
Molecular function (GO): chemokine activity
Source: RefSeq, a predicted model, not a curated record